AGAGAGAAGAGACCAAGGCGGUGGGCAAGGGCAGAACCAGCACUAACACCCAGAGCGACUCCUCCGGCUGCAUCCCGGCCCGCACUGCUCCUCCAUCGCUGCUGUCAGGAUGAGAGCGGUGGGGCUCUUCUUGCUGUGUCUGCCAGCGCUCCUGGUCCAGGGACAGUACAGCAGGUUUGAAGGCAUCACCUACCCCGAGCCGGUACAAUAUUCCCAGUACGACCAGCAAUCAGAAAUUCAGGAUUACUACGACUAUCACGAUGUCACCCCCCGUGCCCCCGAGGAGCAGUUUCGGUACCAGUCCCAGCAACAAUCCCAGCAGGAAAUCGUACCGGCUCCGACCCCAGGUGGCUGCUGCCCCGAGACUGAGCCCACGGAGCCAGGACCCCUCGACUGCCGGGAGGAGCAAUACCCCUGCACCAGGCUCUACUCCGUGCACAAGCCCUGCAAGCAGUGCCUGAACGAGAUCUGCUUUUACAGCCUCCGCCGGGUUUACGUGAUCAACAAGGAGAUCUGCGUCCGCACCGUGUGCGCCCACGAAGAGCUGCUGCGAGCCGAUCUCUGCCGCGACAAGUUUUCCAAGUGCGGGGUGAUGGCCACCAGCGGGCUCUGCCAAACCGUGGUCGCAUCCUGCGCCCGCAGCUGCGGCGGAUGCUGAGCUCGAAGUGUGUGGGGG
Gymnogyps californianus (California condor) is the source of this 676-nucleotide messenger RNA. It is a transcript of the gene MFAP2, whose product is annotated as microfibril associated protein 2. Gene Ontology annotation, biological process: embryonic eye morphogenesis. The record is from RefSeq and is a predicted model, not a curated record. Gene Ontology annotation, cellular component: microfibril. Bases 110 to 658 code for a protein of 182 amino acids. NCBI's taxonomy places the organism in Eukaryota, Metazoa, Chordata, Aves, Accipitriformes, Cathartidae. The transcript is spliced from 9 exons.